Molecule: messenger RNA, 408 nt
Organism: Trichobilharzia szidati
Lineage: Eukaryota; Metazoa; Platyhelminthes; Trematoda; Strigeidida; Schistosomatidae
Source: the annotation of a GenBank genome assembly
AUGAUCUCAGUGAUGAUUCUAAUUGGCAGCAUACCACUUCUGCAGUCUCUUCUGUUCGGAAGAACAUUCUUACCAAUUAUAUUCAACCUACUUGCUGUUGCUUUGUAUUGUACUGCAUUGUUCUUCGAGAAAAUUCAUCAGAGCGUUUUGGCUGUUCACAUACUUAUUGGAAUAGUCGUCCUACUGCUCUCCGUAACCUAUUGUUGUAUUAACAGUGAGCUGAAUCCCCUACUUCUUUUCAUAACUUUGAAUGCCACGUUGGCGUUAUCUGUCUGUACCAUAUUUGUAGCGGUUAUUCUUAAAGGAUUGAGUGUCAGAGGGUUGAUUGCAUUCACUCUGCUGGCCGUUUUCUUUGAGUUCAUAGGAAUUCUUUUCCUUUCGCUUCAUCGUUUGGCUAAUCCAUACUAU